GAAUGUGUGUCUGACAGCCCUGUGCUUUAUCACGUCCUGCGCCAGCAAGUUGAGCAAAGCCUCGUGCCGCAGCUGGAUGAAGUUCACUAUCAUCCGGACUUCUCACAUUUUCCUCACCUCCACGAGUUCUGCCUUGGCUUGCACUUGGCUCAGUAUUCCAGUGAAUUAUGGACUCAAUGAAGGUACCAGUUGGGACCAUUUCUUACACUUUUUCAUUCCAGUGGCUGUCACCCUCUUUAACCUCUUACGGGUGGCCCAACUGAAUCAGCAGCAGCUGGAGACAAGGGAGCUUUGCACGCAAGCUGGGAAUCUUCACAUCCAGACCUUGGAAGACGCCACCUGCUCUCACCCCCUCGAUGAAGAGAGAAUCCGUAAUGCCAUUGCUGGUCAGGAG
Symbiodinium pilosum is the source of this 394-nucleotide messenger RNA. NCBI's taxonomy places the organism in Eukaryota, Dinophyceae, Suessiales, Symbiodiniaceae. The record is from the annotation of a GenBank genome assembly.